Pleuronectes platessa (European plaice) is the source of this 1482-nucleotide messenger RNA. RefSeq names its product muscle segment homeobox 3 (gene msx3). The record is from RefSeq and is a predicted model, not a curated record. Bases 1 to 777 code for a protein of 258 amino acids. Gene Ontology annotation, cellular component: nucleus. Lineage: Eukaryota; Metazoa; Chordata; Actinopteri; Pleuronectiformes; Pleuronectidae. The transcript is spliced from 2 exons. Gene Ontology annotation, biological process: embryonic morphogenesis; regulation of transcription by RNA polymerase II. Gene Ontology annotation, molecular function: RNA polymerase II transcription regulatory region sequence-specific DNA binding; DNA-binding transcription factor activity, RNA polymerase II-specific.
AUGGCACCGCAGUCGUGCGUAAUGAAUCCUGCGCAAGGAUCACCGCGCUCCGCUGCGCCUCCGGAGGACACCGCAACGGAGGAGCGAGCCUCUGGCGGCGUGGGAACCGAGGAGCUGGACCUGUCUCCUGUCAGACGACGUAAAAGCAAAAGUUUAGAGCUGCCCUUCAGUGUGGAGUCCCUCAUGUCGGAGAGGCCGCCCGGCAGGAGCCGCCACUCCCCCGAGCCUGCAGGUCCAGGCUGCGUCCCGGCGGAGGAGACCGAGUGCGGGUCACCGAGGGGACCUCACCGGUCCGAAGCAGAGGCGUUGGAGCCAGGUGACAAGGACACGGGGCCCUGGUUUCAGAGUCCUUACGCAUCCCCUCAAAGACUCCCCAGCCCGACCUCCUGCAACCUGCGGAAACACAAGAACAACAGAAAACCCAGGACUCCCUUCACCACCUCGCAGCUGCUGUCUCUGGAGAGGAAGUUCCGCCAGAAACAGUACCUGUCCAUCGCAGAGAGAGCGGAGUUCUCCGGCUCCCUCAGCCUCACAGAGACCCAGGUCAAGAUCUGGUUUCAGAACCGCAGGGCCAAGGCCAAGAGACUCCAGGAGGCCGAGCUGGAGAAGUUCAAGCUGGCCGCGAAGCCGCUGCUGCCGGCCUUCGCGUUCCCCUUCCCCCUGAGCGCCGCACCCAUGGGCGCACCGUCCCUCUACGCGGCCCUGAGCGGACCCAGGCCCGGCCUGCCCGUCCCGGGACUAUUCAGUGGACCGUAUGGGAUGUACUACUUGUCUUAACCCGCACUAACUCUGAGCUGCAACGUUGGGAGAUCCGCCUUAAAAUCAAACGCCUCCAUACAGCAAAUAACAAACACUGCAAAAGAACUAAAAGAUGCCUGAAAACUUUUGUAAAAUAUGUUUUGUUAUAUACUGAAAAGUCAAAUGGGGUGAGAGGAAUAUUUUUCACGCAAAACUGUUGGUAAAACAAGCUGGCUUAAUUUUCAAAAGGUCAAUGAAAGAAACGGUUGUGAAUUUUCAUCAUUUUCGAAAAUUUUCUAUGAAGUAUUUAAAAUUUAAUUUGCGGUAAAUUAUUUUUGACAUGGUCAUUUUUUUUAAAGGUUUGAAGCAAUAACUAGUGACGACUCACUAAAGUGACCAUGUGAAUGUUGUAUUUCUAUUUUGUUGGACUUUUGCAAAAACUUUCUUCAGGGUGCAGGUUUAAAAUAUCCACAUUCAGAAUUAAAAAUUAAAUUAAGAUAUCAACCUUUCACACAGAAACAAAUAUAUAUUUUUAUCCAUAGAAAUUCAAAUUUAAAUAAAUCGUAUUCUUUUUUUACAUUACCUCAAAAAUAACUUUUUAUUGCACAUGUUUAAAGAGCUCUUAAAUGUCCAAGACCACAGUAGGUUUCAUUGCAAAAUGUAGAUAAAUGUCCCACAUCAGUCGUUAAUGUACAGGAUAUUUUAUAUUUGAUGGGUGUUUUGUACAAUUAUUAAAAUCUCUUA